Messenger RNA from Loa loa (African eye worm), 2122 nucleotides. Its product is annotated as srpr protein. The transcript is spliced from 15 exons. Gene Ontology annotation, cellular component: signal recognition particle receptor complex; endoplasmic reticulum membrane. Lineage: Eukaryota; Metazoa; Nematoda; Chromadorea; Rhabditida; Onchocercidae. Bases 1 to 1989 code for a protein of 662 amino acids. Gene Ontology annotation, biological process: SRP-dependent cotranslational protein targeting to membrane. The record is from RefSeq and is a predicted model, not a curated record. Gene Ontology annotation, molecular function: signal recognition particle binding; ATP hydrolysis activity; GTPase activity.
AUGUUUUUAGGUGAGAUCAUUAUGAUCGAACUAUUCACAAUUUUCGGUAAAGGUGGCAUUGUGCUAUGGUGUUUCCAGGAAGGAGGACAACUGUUCACUGAUUCAGUUAAUCAGCUGAUCAGAGAAGUUUUGAUGCAGGAACGUGGAAAUACGACAGUUUUCAAGCACGAUGAUUUAACUAUUAAAUAUAAAUUAGACAAUGAAUUCGAACUUGUUUUUAUUGUCAUUUAUCAGAGUGCUAUUCAGCUUGCUUAUACGGAUCAGCUUUUAUCGGAUGUUCACAAAAAAUUUCGGGACAUGUACAAAAAUGUCCUUUCUGAUAACAAGUCGCUUUUCUCAUCAACUACUCGUACGUAUAAGCAAUUCAAUGAUGUUUUCCAGCAACUAUAUCAUGAAGCUAAAAUUUUAUCAACUAAGCAACCCGACAAAGUAAUGCGGAAAUUUGAGGAAAGCGAGAAAUCUAAGAAAACAAUAGCUUCUAUAAUCGAACGCCCCAAUGAGAAGUCAGCGAAGCUCUUGAAGGAGAAAGAAGAGCAGCAGAAACGGUUAAAGCAGAAAAGCCAAGGAAAAGUUAUAUCUCCUAAAAUAAAUGGAUCGAAGUUAACGAACGGUUAUAAUGUUAGCAAGGUGAAGAAAGAAUUAUCUCAGCCAGAUAUUGCCCCUGAUUCGCCAAAAAGUGAUACUGAAAAAGAGGAAAUACAGCGUCGACGAGCGGAGUUUUUCAAGAAGAAGGGAACAAAGAAAUUUGGGACUGAAUCGGAAAAACAAAAUGUUGUCUCAGUUGAAUCAAAAAAAGGUAAACAGGCGCGUGUUUGGGAUCUUGUCGGAAACGGCAAGGCAGAUAUCGAUUCUUUGGAUUACAGCAAGGAAAAAAGAAAUAACAUUGUGGAAAUAACAAAGCAGGACGAUAGAAAGUUUGUGGAAGAACAAAUGCAAUUUGUUGGUCAUUUCAAAGGAGAGCUGCCAGGACUAAUCGAAGAGCAGAGUGAAAAUCUCGAGGUUGUUGAAGACGAAGAUGAUGAAAUGAAUGGAGAAAAAGGUCACGGUAGGUGGUUUUCGGCCUUCCGUUCACUUGUUGGGAAUAAAAAGUUGACGGUCGAAGAUAUCAAACCUGUGCUCGAUAAGAUGCGAGAAACUCUGAUUGCAAAAAAUGUUGCCGCGGAACCAGCGGAAAAACUUUGCCAAUCAGUAGAAGUGAAACUGGAAGGUAAAGUGGUGGGAACGUUCAGUCGUGUUGCAAGUAUUGUGAAGGAAUCCGUUCGUGAAGCUCUGGUGCAGUUGCUAACACCCAGACGACGCGUAGAUAUACUACGUGAUAUUUUUGAAGCAAAACGUGAGAAACGCCCAUACAUAAUUGUGUUUUGUGGUGUUAAUGGUGUGGGAAAAUCAACAAAUCUUGCAAAAAUUACUUUUUGGUUAAAUGAAAAUGGACAUAAAGUGCUGAUUGCGGCGGCUGAUACAUUUCGAGCAGGAGCUGUGGAACAACUGCGAACUCACACAAUGCAUCUUAAUGCUUUGCAUCCUAAUAGUGUUCAACUGUACGAACAAGGUUAUGGGAAGGAUCCGGCGGGACUUACUGCUGCUGCCAUUUCUAUAGCAAUGGAGCGUGGGACUGAUGUAGUAAUGGUUGACACAGCUGGUCGUAUGCAGGACAAUGAGCCACUCAUGCGUUCUCUGGCCAAGCUGAUUCAACUGAACAAGCCGGAUUUAGUACUGUUCGUGGGUGAAGCAUUGGUUGGAAAUGAAGCUGUCGAUCAACUGGUGAAAUUCAAUCAGGCAUUAGCAGACCAUGCUGCAUUAGGUGUUGAGGGCCGACUCAUCGAUGGUAUCGUAUUAACAAAAUUUGACACUGUCGAUGAUAAAGUUGGCGCUGCAAUUUCAAUGACAUACAUUACUGGACAACCGAUUGUAUUUGUUGGUACCGGACAAACCUAUAAAGAUUUGAAAAGUCUGGACAUUAAUACUGUUGUUCAUUCGUUGCUUAAAUAAAUUAAUUUAUCGAAAUAAUUUCAGUUGUGGGAUCUUUUUCAGUAACAUUGAGAAAUUGGUUGGUGGUAUUUUGUUCUCUGUAGUUGUUCCAACUAUUUUUGUCAAUCAUUUUUUUCACCGAUGCACAACGAUA